Molecule: messenger RNA, 1320 nt
Organism: Guyanagaster necrorhizus
Lineage: Eukaryota; Fungi; Basidiomycota; Agaricomycetes; Agaricales; Physalacriaceae
Exons: 8
Coding region: 24-1139 (371 amino acids)
Cellular component (GO): cytosol
Molecular function (GO): hydroxypyruvate reductase [NAD(P)H] activity; glyoxylate reductase (NADPH) activity; NAD binding
Source: RefSeq, a predicted model, not a curated record
CCCUCUUGUCAAUCGUACUACAAAUGCAGUCAAGCCACCUUAGCACCACCACCAAACCACGCGUUGUGAUCUGCAGGAACCUUGGGCCAGAUGUUAUGCCGCUGUUGGAAGGAAGGAGCGACGUUGAGGUAGUCGUAUGGCCGGAAGACUCAUCUUGCGAUAGGAAAUGGUUGUUAGAACAGGUCAGGGGUGCUGCGGGUGUUCUGCUGAUGUUCCCAGAGAAGGCCGAUAAAGCCCUCUUCGAAGCUGCUGGCCCAAGCCUUCGCGUCGUAUCAACCAUGUCUGUCGGCUACGGUGCGCAAUUUAGACCUCCUAUAAAAUUAUCACAACGGAGCACUCGUUCCACAGAGCACAUCGAUCUCACCGAGCUCACGAACCGAGGUGUCAAACUAGGAUACACACCAGACGUGCUGACCGACGCUGUUGCGGACAUCACUGUGAUGCUCGCCCUCAUGGCCAGCAGGAACGCCGGAUCAACCAUAAACCUAGUCCAAUCCGGGGAGUGGCCAAAAUUCCGCUGGGCCCCAUUCGCAUUCUGCGGUCCCCAAAUCAGCACCCUCCCCUCCUCCCCAGACCGCACCGUCGGUUUCCUCGGUUUCGGCCGCAUCUCCCAAGCCACCCUCAAGCGCCUCAUACCCUUCGGAAUCACCUCCUGCCUAUACACCGCCAACCCCCACUCCCCACCCGCCACCGACCGGGACACCGCCAUCCUCUCGCACCACCCGACCCUCAAAACCCUCCGGCGCGUCACCGCAGACGAGCUCGCGCGCUCGAGCGACAUCGUGUUCGUCCUCGCCCCAGGCGGAGAGAGCACCAAACACCUCGUCGACGAGGCAUUCCUGCGCAAGAUGAAGAAGCACAGCGUCCUCGUCAACGCCAGCCGGGGGACCCUCGUCGACUCGGACGCGCUGGCAAAGGCGCUGAGCGAGGGCUGGAUUUGGGGAGCAGGGUUAGACGUCGUAGAGGGCGAACCGAACAUCACGCUUGACCAUCCUCUCGUCAAGGAGCCUCGUUGUGUCAUUCUGCCUCACAUCGGAAGCGCCAGUAUAGAGACCCGAAUCGAUAUGGCUACACUCGCUCUGAACAACCUCUUAGCCGGCGUUUUUGGCGAAGAAUUACCCGCAGAGUUGAAGAUCUAGACAGAAAAAGAAAAGAAUUAAUUUUAGAUGAUUGAUUUCUGAUGGCUGCGUCUGCUUUCCUCCGCCGCAUGUCUGUGUACGUAGAUCUUUGUGACGACUUGGGGUCGUUUGUUCUUGGUCCAGAAAAAAAGACUAGAUGACCAGUAAUAUUACAUAUUCCCCAUUACAAUCUGGGGGUGGG